AUGGAUAAGGAAAUUGUUGAACAGCUCGAAAAGCAGUCGGAUGAGGCCGGUGGCGGCACUAGCGCCGGACCGGAUACCAUCACCACGGAUGUCUACGACGAGGAUAUGAACAGAAAGCUGAACCGCAUCUUGGACUGGCGCGUCCUUCCAGUCUGUUGCUGGCUAUAUCUCCUCAACUUUCUCGACCGCGGCAAUAUUGGCAACGCCAAAGUCCUCAAUGCCGAAACUCAUGACGACUUGCUUAGCCAAACCGGCACGACGGCUUCCGGCUACGCCGUGACGGUGUCAUUAUUCUCGGUUGCGUAUGCUGUCUUCGAGGUGCCAUCCAAUUGGAUCAUGAAGCAUUAUGUCAGACCGUCACUAUGGCUCGCAAUCCUCCUAGGAUGUUGGGGUGCUUUGACAAUUGGUUUCGCUGGAGUACAUAACUAUGCAACAGUCCUUGUUCUCAGACUUUUGAUAGGCGUUUUCGAAGCAGGCUUCUUUCCUGGUGUCGUCUACUUCAUCACAAUAUGGUAUCGCCACAAUGAAAGAUCAAUCCGCAUAGCCUAUGUCAUCGCUUUUUGUAAUCUGGCUGGCGCAUUCGGUGGUGCUAUCGCCUAUGGUAUUGGCCACAUCAAUGGAGCUGCUGGACUGCAGGGAUUUCGCUGGCUCUUCAUAAUCGAGGGCAUCAUCACCAUGCUGAGCGUUCUGCCCACGGCUUUGAUCUUGCCCGACUAUCCGUCGAGGGCCCGCUUCCUCAAUGAAGAUCAGAAGAGGUUGGCAGUUGAUAGGCUAAAGGACAUGGGAGGUGGUUAUAACAGGGAUCACGCCACAAAGAAAGAAAUUCUUCAAACAUUUUUUAAACCCAGGAUGUUGGCACACUAUGCGGCCUAUAUCGCAAAUGUUGUCCUGCAGGGAUCAUUCACCUUCUACUCCCCGACCAUUGUGACAGGGCUCGGCUAUGCUUCUAUUCAGGCCCAACUCAUGACUGUGCCUCCAUGGGUCGUGGGUUUCGUGGUGGCAAUCUUGCUAUCAUACUCGGCAGACCACUUCAAUGCUCGAGGUUGGCACGUUGCUGGUGCCUCCAUCGCUGGCGGUAUCGGGUGGGUGACGGCGGGAUCUCUCCCACACGAUGCGUACACAGCGAGAUAUGGCUGUUUGUGCCUUGCUGCCGCUGGAGCGUUUCCGUGCGCACCGGCCAUGACGAACUGGGUUACGUGUAAUACACCAAGCCUACUCACGAUACCAUUCGCCAUAGCCCUGCAUAAUUCCUGUGCGGGUAUCGGUCAGAUUAUCGCCCAGUGGAUAUGGAAAACCAACGAGGCAGCAGACGGUUAUCCGACCGGAAACUAUGUUUGCGCUGCGUGCAGCUUCUUCGUUGCAAUCAUGGCGGUGUGCCUGAGGUUCUGGUAUGGUCACAUGAAUCGGCAUGGGACAUUGGAUGCUCGAGGAGAGAAAAGAGUCUGGUCAUACUGA
Messenger RNA from Pestalotiopsis fici W106-1, 1455 nucleotides. RefSeq lists its product as uncharacterized. Gene Ontology annotation, biological process: transmembrane transport. The transcript has 7 exons. The record is from RefSeq and is a predicted model, not a curated record. Lineage: Eukaryota; Fungi; Ascomycota; Sordariomycetes; Amphisphaeriales; Sporocadaceae. The coding region runs from base 1 to 1455 and encodes 484 amino acids. Gene Ontology annotation, molecular function: transmembrane transporter activity. Gene Ontology annotation, cellular component: membrane.